This is a messenger RNA of Bactrocera neohumeralis, 1198 nucleotides long. It is a transcript of the gene Cpr31A, whose product is annotated as cuticle protein. Bases 120 to 1085 code for a protein of 321 amino acids. NCBI's taxonomy places the organism in Eukaryota, Metazoa, Arthropoda, Insecta, Diptera, Tephritidae. Gene Ontology annotation, cellular component: extracellular matrix. The transcript is spliced from 2 exons. The record is from RefSeq and is a predicted model, not a curated record.
CCGUGCAACAGUGCAAGCAGCGUUGCUUUGGUCAUAGUAAAGAAAUUUGCGUAUCCUCGUUAAAUUUACUUUUCGUGGCGUGUUUUAUUUAACAAAAUUUCUAAUAAUCUUCAGCAGCGAUGGCAAGCAAAUUCUUGAGCGUCUUAACCGUCUUCGCCUUGGCCGGCUCCGGCUUGGCUGGCGUUGCCACCUACGCCUACAACCCUUAUGCCGCCUACCAUCACCUGCCCGCCGCCGUGACUACUUAUGCUAGCCCCGCCCACCAGGUCGUGUACCAACAUGCCGCACCAGCUGCCGCCGUCUACCAUCACGCGCCCGUCUACACCAAGUCUUACCUAGCCGCCGCGCCCGUUGUCGCCGCUGCACCAGUUGUUAAGACCGUCGCACCAGCCGUGCAAGUUGCCGCUCCCGCACCAGUUGUUACCAAGACCGUCGUCGCUGCCGCACCUGCACCCAUUGUCAAGCAAGUCGAAAUCGAAUCCGCUCCACGUUAUGAUUUCUCUUAUGGCGUACAUGAUUCCUUGACCGGUGACAUCAAGAGCCAGGUGGAGAGCCGUGAUGGUGGCAAUGUUGCCGGUUCGUACAGCGUUAUCGAUGCUGAUGGCUAUAAGCGUACCGUUACCUAUACCGCUGACGAUGUGAAUGGUUUCAAUGCGGUUGUACAACGUGAACCAAUUGUCGCCGCCAAGGUUGCUGCCGUUGCUGCUGUUGCUGCACCAGCUGUGCAACAAGUUGUUGCCGCACAGCCCGUUGUGCCAGUCCAACAACAGUACUUGCAAUACUUGCCACAACAACAACAACACUUUGUACAACCCGCUCCAGUUGCUGUCGAACAACAGCCCGCCGAAGAGCCAGCAGCCGAACCUGCACCUGUCGAAUACCCGGAACAAGAACAGCCAGAGCCCGAGCAACAGCAACCCGAGCAGCCACAAUACCCACAAGAUCAACACUUCCCACCCUACCCCCAAUCCGAGGGCGAUGACUCCGAUGUCGUGGAUGUGCGCUCAGCCAAUAGCAGCGACAAUGCCGAACCAUCCAGCACCGCAGCUCCAGCGCCUGUGACCGAAGCGGCGAAAGAAGCUUAAGCGGGGUAAAAUGUGAUAACGCGGGUGAUUUGUUGAGAUUUUCGUUUUCCCUCGCGCAAAACAUUAAACUGAAGAUAAACGCAUUGUUAGCUGGUUUAAAGAUUUAAAUUAAU